Molecule: messenger RNA, 672 nt
Organism: Stylonychia lemnae
Lineage: Eukaryota; Ciliophora; Spirotrichea; Sporadotrichida; Oxytrichidae
Source: the annotation of a GenBank genome assembly
AUGAACCAAAAAUAGCUUUAACUUAGUAAUUGGAAAUUUAGAGGCUUACCAGAAUCUGAAUCAUACGUUAAACCCACUUCUGAAAAAGAUGAUGUUGUUUUGCCGAAAUCUUAGCCUGCUUGGGCAAAUUUUUUGAUUGGAAUAUUCACUGCAGUUAUUGUACUACUUGUUCUCAUUGCUCUAGAUGGCAAUAAUGCUUAAUCUGAAAUAAAUGAUCCUUAAUUUGGCUAAAACGUGGGAAUACGCUUAAAUGCCAAUUAAAACUUUCAAAAUGCAAUAAUCAAAUUUGAGUAAAACAGGAAUGAAGAAGCAAAAGCUUUGAAUGAAGAAGAGUAGGAUAUGGUGUAUGAGUAUGCGAAUACCCAUACUCGCACUCCUUCUGUAACUCGAGAUGAUAGAUUAAAUAAAUUGGAGUAACAGUUGAAACAGCAUUAAAUCCAAAAUAAAUUAAUGAAAAAUGAACGCAAAUCAAUGUUUUUGGACCAUGCUAUGUAAAGUGAGACUAAAUUGAGUAGCGAAGAUUCUCCCCUUAAGAAGAAUCAACACAAAUCAAAACUUGAAUAACCAUCAAUCAAAAUGAAUAAUUUCUUUAACGAUCCUGAAAUUGCUACAAGAAGUUUAUAGAAUAAACGCAGGUCAGAGCUUCCUAAACUAAAACUAAGGUAGUUUUGA